Molecule: messenger RNA, 1727 nt
Organism: Nylanderia fulva
Lineage: Eukaryota; Metazoa; Arthropoda; Insecta; Hymenoptera; Formicidae
Product: organic solute transporter alpha-like protein
Source: RefSeq, a predicted model, not a curated record
CGCGAGGUUACUACCUCGCGAGUCCGCCUUUCGAGUUUGUCAAGCUCGCGAGUGGCGAACGGUCGAGUGCACGACGGUGUGAGACCGCUCGAGAAUUUUCUUUACUCGACUUCAGUGAGAAAAAUUCGGGACCAUGGGUGACAGGAAGGAUUUCGAUGUUCAAGCGGAUGUUAGCUGCGAUUCGUAUUACGUGCCCUCAGCUAUCGAGCUUGUAGAAAAUUUGGAUGCGUUAGGUACCGGAUUGCUGAGUGCCGGAUCGAUAUUCACAGUCAUCACACUAUACUUCGCUGUCGAUACAUGUCACAAUAUCGCUCACCAGAAGAACUCGAAAUUUUACAAAGGGAAUGUUAUGAUGAUCCUGUCGGUGUAUCCGGUCGCGAGUGUAUGCAGUCUCAUGGCGAUUGCGGUACCAAGAGGUCAGCUACUAUCGGAAGCGGUAACCCAGAUUUUCAUAACAAUCUCAUUUUAUCGACUCUAUCUACUCCUGGUGGACGUCGGUCAUCGAAAGAUCAGCGAGACGCCGACGUUGAUGCUGCGAGUCGGGCCCUGUUGCUGCUGGCCCUGUCUGCCCUUUCCGAACCUUCAGAUGACUGACGCCAAUUUGUCUUGGCUAAGAAUCCUGGUCCUCCAGUUUCCUAUCGUCCAGGGUCUCCUCUUUUUUAUAUUACUUUUUAUGACCGCGGAGGAUGCGACUCUUGCCACGCAAUACAACCUAUAUCUUCAGCCAUUCAUGGUAACCAGCAUAUUGCUUGGAAUAUAUGGUAUAACUGUUACUACAAAGACUCUGCAUGCGGUAGCCCCAGAGGCCAAUCUACAUUUGAAAACACUGGUAUUGCAACUGAUGCUGUUGUUCUCGAAACUGCAAGCGGGCAUUAUUAAGGGACUAGCUGGCGUUUUUCCGUGCAAUCCACCUCUUACUCCGACCGUUUAUGCCACCGUAACGUACAACUCACUGAUGUUAGUCGAAAUGCUGAUACUUUGUUACGCUGCACGACUUGUAUAUUAUGUCGACCCAGAGAAAAAUCGAGAACAGGGAGAGGACAGGGCGAUAGAUCGAGUGUCAACGAUUCGGAUAGAGCCGACAAAUAGCAACGAUGCCAACAAGUAAUUUGUAACGAGAUAUUCACGUAAGAUUAUGAAGCUGACAUCAGAGAUGUCGAUUGUAUUAUAUAUACGUACUAUUUAUGUAAAAAAAAUUUCAUUGACGAAAAAUUCGUAUCUCUCGUUUCAAUCAGCAGACAUCGAUCAAUAAAUUAAUAUUUAUCGACGCGAGAUAAAACGGGAUUAUGUAGAUGUAGAGCUUAUUACGUUCUUCUUUUGAAGAAUUUAACUUUUAAAUUUAUUAUUACAAAUCCUCUCUCUACUUCUGCAUCGUAAAUUCCCUUAUGUAAAUGUCAUUAUUAUAAUAAUAUUAAUUAUAAUUGUUAUUGAUUAUUAUGAGAAACAGUAAUAUUAAUUAGUAGAACGAUAUUAUAAGAGGCUCACAAAUAGAGGUCGACAUACUUAAAAGUCGAUCAUUACUUAUUGUUAGACUGAUUUUUUUUAAAUCUGCAAAUUUCAAAUUUUAAAUAAGUGUUUCCUUUUAUCUCUUCGAGAUAUUAUUUGUAUUAUUUUACUUUUUAUUUUUUAAAUUAUCAUCGCAUGAUGAGAGUAAUUCUAGAAAGAUUAGAAGAGAUAUCACAUAUUUUCCUUUUUUUAAUCAUUGCACGCCUAAUAAUCAUAAAAAA